Molecule: messenger RNA, 4837 nt
Organism: Sitophilus oryzae (rice weevil)
Lineage: Eukaryota; Metazoa; Arthropoda; Insecta; Coleoptera; Curculionidae
Product: autism susceptibility gene 2 protein-like
Exons: 20
Coding region: 258-3890 (1210 amino acids)
Source: RefSeq, a predicted model, not a curated record
UUUUACAGUAUUGACUGUGUUGGUGCCGUUGUUGUAAAUAUUGUUUAUUUUCGGGUUUUCCGCGUUUUUUUCGUAACUUUUAGUGUAUGUUGGGUGUUUCGGAGGGUGUGAAAAACUCGGUGCAAUGUUCAGAGUGCCAAAGGGCUAAUGGAGACAGCUGUAAUCCCGGUUAAAAUUCCGCCAUAGCAAAACGAAAGCCUCCUCUUGACAUGGCAAGGAUGGUUCGCCGCAGAGCGAGUGCCUUUAUCGAAUAAGCCAUGGAAAUAGAGGUAAAACAAAGGAAUAGAAGGCGAAAACGCGCUCGGCGUAUGCAGCAAGAAUUAAAAGAAACAAAUGCUAAUAAGGCAAAUCCCGACGAAAGCGAGACGGAAGAUGUCAUCCCCAAAAAACCUCCACGACCCCCUAAUCGCAGAAAAAAGCAAAAAGAUCUCCUCAAGGAACCACUCUGCGAAGAGGAUAUUGUCGACGGAUUUUCCAUAUUGCAGUUUCGUUCCUACGAAGACCUGGAGUUGGUGAUAAAAAUUUCUGCCAAGGACGGCAUUAAACGCCUGACGGAUGUUGAGAGGCCUAAACUCGAACCAAAAGCACACAUUACCAACCAUAUUUUGGUUCACAACAAUCACAAUGGGUUGACAUUGACUCAGGAUCCGGCAACCAGUGAUGACAGCGGUCGCGCGUCCGAAAGACUUACCGGGUCGUCGGUGGUGUCGAUAGCACCUCGCGAAAGGGAUGCGGACAGCUCCCGGGAUCGGUUAAGUGACGCGAGCAGUAGAUGCAGCUCAGGCAAAGGAUAUAUCUGUGAUAGUGAGGGCGAAGAUGAUAAGUGCUCCGACGCCAGCUCCGUGAUCUUCCCCUCGGCGCCGUCGGCGCGCAAGCACGAAUUCCCUGGGGCGCUGCCCCCCGGCCUGCCCCACCAAGGGCUGCCACAUGCACAGGGCGGCAGUCCGGUACCGGCACCCACGCCGCCCAACCUGCCAGCACCUUCGCCCGCGCCCGCCCAACAGCCGCCUCAUCAUCCGCCGCAAGCUAUACAGUCGGCGGCUGUGGCACCCGCCUUGGGCGACGCUACUGCCGUCCAGUCGGGACCCACGGGGGCGGCGGUGGCUGUCGGGGCGGCUGGCAAGCCGGAACUGGGCGCCAAAGUACCGCCUUCUGGUGGUGGACAAGAUCCUGGUCCACCGACAACUCUCACCGCCUCGAUCGCGCCCGCUGCCGCCGCCGUCGCUCCUCAACCACCUCCUCCACCGCUCUCUUCCAUGCCGCCGGCAGCCGCCCCCAUCGCUCCACCGGCUGCCGCCCCUUCCGCUCUCCACCCGGCCGCCUCCUUGGACCCCGCGGGACACGCGGUGGGCAGGACGGACAGUCCGGCCGUGGCCACAUCUGCCAACGCGGCCGUGGCUCCCAGUCCCGGACAGUAUCAUCAUUCAUUCCAGCCGCUGUAUGCGCCCUACGCCCAUACGACGACACCCUCUUACCCCAGUUCCGUCCCCUAUCUGACGACGACGACGACGACACCGACAACGUUGCCGCAACAGCCGCCGCCUCCCGUAAUCGCCCAGCCGCAACCGGCCGCCCAGCCGCACAACGUCGCCCACAAUGCCGCGCCGCCGACUUCCGUCGCGCCCGCACCGGUUCACCAUCCGGAACCGCCCAAAAGGGCGCUCAGUCCGCCGAAGGUGUCGAUGAGCCCUCGAGGCGACGCGGUUAGAGAAAGAGAAAGCUACAGCGUUACAUCUUUAAGCCGAAGUAGCGUACCAACCUCCACGUCAGUUCAGAGUCAUCCAACACUACCCCAACCGCCUACGACGGUAUCUUCUAGUCUAACAGCUCCAUCGGUAGCUGCUCCGUUGUCUUUGGCUAAACCAUGGGCUGCACCAGCAACGGUGGCACCAACCACUGCCCCGUUAACAACGAGGCUCAGCCCGGCACCUCCAAGACCAGCGCCUCCGAUGCAUACAAACACCUAUCCUUCAUCAGGAGCGCCGCCAUUGUUUGCACCACCGUCAUUGGCUCCGCCAAGAGUUUCGACGGCCAGCCCGUUGACAUCUUCUGCCACAACCACGACGAAUCCCAACCCAUUUUCAGCGGAAAGUCUUUUUCAAACGAAGAAACAUCCAUUUCCAGACCAAACGGAUAUGUUACGCAGAGAAUUGGACAAUCGGUUUUUGGCCUCUCAAGAUCGAGCUCUAGGAGUUCCUCCUUCACCAUACCUACGAACAGAAAUGCACCAACAUCAACAUCACCAUACCCAUGUGCAUCAGCAUACAACGUCAUUACUGCCACCACCGUCGGCUUCUGCGUUAUUUUCUUCGCAGUUGCCAUUAUCGCCAAUGGACCGGCUGGCUAGAGGAGCUCAGAGCAGUUUUAAGGACAUUUCCAAGCUUGGCGGUGUCGAAUCUCCAUUCUAUAGACAAGGGUUGGGAGUUCCAGGUUAUCCAGGGUACAAUCCGGGGUUAAUGGGUCAUCCAGGUUUGACGACUGGACCUACUCCAUUUGUUCCUCCAAAUCAUCUACCCACGUUCCAACCAAAGUCGCUGACACCCCAUGAUCCCACGAAGCCCAAAGUGAUGAAAACUGGCAAAUGGAAUGCUAUGCACGUUCGUGUCGCAUGGGAGAUCUACCACCACCAGCAGAAGAGCGGCGACGCAAAGGGAGCACUGACAGCUGUGGCCUCCAAACCGGGAGUGCACCCUGCAUCGGACUUGCUAAGGGCCCCGUCGCACCUAUUCUCUCCAGGAAUUCACGCGAGACCUCCGGAGCUGGCACCUUACCCACCAUCAGCCUUAAGCGGGCACAGACCCGUGGGUUUCGAUCAGCCACCCCAUCAUGCGGGAGCAUUGUUCGGACCACCUCCUGGUCAUUUAGGUAAAUCUCCAUUUGCUGGUUCCUCGAUGUCACCGUUCACUAGGUACGCAACGGGGCCGCUAGGAGCGUCUGCUGCAUCACCCUUUGGAGUGUCACCAUUCGCGACAUCAAGAGAUGCAGCGCACCUUGGUCUGGGGCCUCUACAUCACGAUCCAUGGCGGAUGCAAAGGACGAUAGCGGGAUUUCCUUCCGCGGUGAACGCUCUUCCACCAACCCUACCUGGGUUACCACCACCAGCUCCAUGGACGAUAAAACCAGAUCCAGUACUGGAACAAAGAGAGCGUGAAGCAAGAGAAGAGCGGGAACGCGAGAGACAACGGAGAGAAAGAGAAGAACGGGAAAGGCGAGAAAGAGAAGAGAAACAGAGACGUCUUGAACAACAGCAACAGCAAGAAAGAGAACGCGAACGUAGAGAGAAAGAACGACGCGAAAUGGAGAGGCGCGAGAACGAAAGAAGGGAGAGAGAAAGAGAGAUGAUGUUACACCAGCAGCGACUGGCAGCUGCCGAAUCUGCGGCCAAACAAGCGUUACCCCCGCCCGUUAUCAGGGACAGAUCGCCCUUAAGAAACGGACAGCCUGAAGUCAGCGAUAUAAGGGUUAAGGAAGAGCCGAGAGUGAAAGAAGAAGACCUAAUGGUCAGAGCAGAUCCAAGGUACCAUCCAUACUUACGCCAUCCCGGUACACUGCAGGGUCCUCCUUCGGCCCUGGAUCGGUCUCGAAUGUUGGCGCACGCGUUGCCUCCUCACUAUCCACCUCCGGCCACCCAUUGGCCUCCUACCACCAUCGCGUCGGAUCCCUAUUACCGCUACGGGUACAAUCCCCUGAUGGAAACAAUGAGACCGUUGGACGAGAGAGCUGCGUUUUAUGGAGCUGCAUAUGGUCCCCCAGCUCAUCACCCGUCACAGUUGAGGCCAAAAGACCCAUCGUUACUGCACUUGAGAGGUGGCCCUGGCCCACCACCUUCUGUUCAUAAAAUGAGCGCCACCCCACCCACAGAUCUUCAUAAAAAGGAGGAGCCCCGAUAGCGACUGAACAGUGGGGUGAACACUUCCCAGAACAAUACGGGAGUGUUACCGUGAUAAGGUUGUUACUAUUACUACUAGCGUUAGAUUUUCUUUCCUUUUUUAUUUUGUUUUUCGAUGCUGCUCGAUCAAAACAAUCAACACUGUAUACUGUAUUAAGAGGACAUAAAUUAGAUUUGUUCCAGCAUAGCAGAGCUUGGUACUGUUACGCUUAUGCGCAAUAGAGAAAAUGCCCGUCAACGAGAGAAUCGUUUAGCCUUACGUUCCCACCGGAAUUGUAAUUGUUCUUUUCUUUUAUUUCUUUAUAAAUUGUCUGUUUUUAAUUUGCUUAUUCGUCAAGUUUUAUUUGGUAUUUAUCCUUUUUAUACAUCUAUAAAUAAGUAUUUUUAUAUUUUGAACUAAAUAUGAUGGAGUGACAAAGAGGGCAGUGAUAUUGAGUAUGUGGAUACCAAGAAGAUAAUUUGAAACUUUUGUUACAUAAAGCAAAGGUGAUUCUGUAUUAAUUAAAAAUAAAUAAAUUCAAUAUUCUGUAAAUAAAUCCAAUAAAAUACAAAAUUCGAGAUUUAUAUCGAAAACAUAUAAUAUAACCCACACUAACAAUUAAAAUUGGGUUUUGAAUUUAAUUCUAAAAUCAGUUCAAAAACCGUUUCGACCCACAUUUACUUGUAGUAUAGUAACAGGACUAUCCCAAGUUGACAUGCGUAGAAUUCCGAUUUGAUUCCCUAUUGCGCAUCUAAGAAUUUGUAUAUCAUCUUAUAGAGGGUGUUUUAAAAAACAUGUGCCAUCUCUCGUGGGGAGAUUCCUCAUGUAAAAAUAAAAUUUAUUUCUCAUAUCAAUAUAUGUAGGCCCUAUUCUGCUUUGUUUUGUAGCUACAGGGUGUGAAAGUCUUAAUAAUCUUUCGAUUUAUUAUAAUUUUCUUCCAAGUACUUUUAGUGAUUCGAAUGAAAUUU